UAUUCCACUGUGUAAAUGUCUUAUCGUUUUAUCCACUCAUCUACUGAGAGACAUUUAGGCUGCUUCCAAAUCUUGUCUAUUGUAAAUAACGCUGCAAUGAACAUAGGAGUGCAUAUAUUCUUUCAAAUGAGUGUUUUGGUUUCUUCAGAUAUAUUUUCAGAGGUGGAGUCCCUGGGUCACAAGGCAGGUCCACUUUUAACUUUUUGCGGUAACGCCACACUGCUUUCUGCAGUGAGUGCACCCAUGUGCGUUCCCACCAACAGUGGAGUUCCCUUUUCUCUGCAUCCUCGCCAGCACUUGUCAUCGUGAUUUAUUGGCCAUAGCCAUUCUGACAGAUGUGCUGGGCUUUCCUUGUUGUAUGUGGCCCACAGGCGUCAGCCAAGUCUUCAGGCCGCCGUGACUCAGUCAGGUCGAGCCUCAACAAUGACAUCCGGAAUCUGUGGACCAUGGCCUCGCUGUCACAGUCCAAGCUGAAUGUGCCGCUGACUAGUCUUUGUGGGGACUCUGACCUGGAGGGCAGCAGCACAGGCAGCAAGACCGACCAGUGGUACAACCCGGAGGAGAUCCACCAAGACUCUGAGGACGUCUGGAAACAAUGGGAGGACAGAAAGGACAAGCCAGAGGAGCUGGGCCUUGGUGGCUUCCAGGGAAGCGAUUUAGAAGGGGAUGAGGAUUCCAGAACAAAGAUGGAAACACCUUCCUCAAUGGCAUCAGCCAGAAUCUCAAAGCACACACCCCAUCGAGCCUACUGGGUGGAGCAGCAGAACAGGCUGCCUCUGCCCCUGGUGGAACUCAUGGAGAGUGAAGCUCUGGAAAUCCUCACCAAAGCCCUCCAGAGCUACCGGUCGGGGAUCGGCAAGGAUCACUUCUUAACCAAGCAACUGCAGAGAUACAUCGAGAGACUCAAGAGGCGACGGAGCAAGAGGCAACACGUCUUGGUGCACUGAGAGCACCAGCUCAGGCUCAAGUGACUGUCCAACUCCAGCCCCAGUCCCUGUCCUGCCCCAAGACACAGCCCGACCCUCUCGACGUGGAAUUUGAACCGUAGAGAAAUAAAAGAGCCCGUACAAGGUC
This is a messenger RNA of Artibeus jamaicensis (Jamaican fruit-eating bat), 1074 nucleotides long. RefSeq names its product catsper channel auxiliary subunit zeta (gene CATSPERZ). The transcript is spliced from 4 exons. NCBI's taxonomy places the organism in Eukaryota, Metazoa, Chordata, Mammalia, Chiroptera, Phyllostomidae. Gene Ontology annotation, cellular component: sperm principal piece; CatSper complex. Bases 336 to 947 code for a protein of 203 amino acids. Gene Ontology annotation, biological process: flagellated sperm motility; sperm capacitation. The record is from RefSeq and is a predicted model, not a curated record.